UGUGGAGUUGAAUAGCCACGCCAUGUCUCGACGCGCGGAGUCCGCGGACGCGGAGGCUGUAGAGCCUCUCCUCCCCGGCGGACUGGACCGGGACUCGCAUGAAGGUGAAAUCAUCUUUGAUAGGAGCAGAGCAAACCUGUCACAUGAAGACAAUGGAAGUACACAAAGAAGAUUAACAUAUGAGGAAGCAGUUGAGGAAGCAGGGUUUGGCUUGUUCCACAGGCUCCUGUUAGUGGCAUGUGGUUGGGCCAACGCCAGCGAUGCCGUGGAAAUUCUGUGUGUGUCGUUCCUCCUUCCCACGGCACGCUGUGACCUCCUGCUCAGCUCCUCAGACAUGGGCCUCCUCACUGCCAGCAUCUUUCUCGGCAUGAUGGUGGGUGGCUACCUGUGGGGUUACCUGGCUGACCAGAGGGGGCGCCGACAAGUCCUGGUGAUGUCUCUGACUGUGAACGGUGUGUUUGGAGGUCUGGCCAGCGUGGCUCCGUGGUUUUGGCUCUUCCUGUUGCUUCGUUUCAUCAGCGGAGUAGGGGUUGGCGGCUCCAUUCCUGUCAUAUUCUCCUACUUCUCAGAGUUCCUCCCCCGUCUGAGGAGAGGUGCGAUGAUCAGCGCUCUGGCCACCUUCUGGAUGGGAGGAAACAUCUUGGCAGCAGGCCUGGCCUGGUUGGUGAUUCCCAGGACCUGGGCACUGGGAGGCCUGACCUUGCAAAGCUGGAGGGUAUUUGUGGCUCUGUGCUCCAUUCCAAGCCUCACCUCGGCACUCCUGUUCAGGCUGCUCCUCCCGGAGAGCCCCAAGUUCCUCAUGGAGGCUGGCCGGGAGGCGGAGGCCCUUCAUGUUUUCCGUCUGAUGUUUGAGCUGAACCAGCGAGACAAGAACAGACGCUUUCCUGUAUUCAGCUUGUGUACUGGUUCCAUGCCAGGAAGAGAGUCUUGGGUGAACCAGAGUUGGACGUCCUGUUGGCAGCGUACCAGCAGCCUUUGUAAAGCGGGUCUGGCGCCAGUCCGACAGAUGUUCACCAGCCCGCUCAGAACGCGGAGCGUCGCUCUUCUCGUCGUCUUCUACUGCAUUUCCUUUGGGUACUAUGGUCUGUGGAUGUGGUUUCCAGAGCUGUUUAACAGAGUAGAGGAUGGAGGCGCUCCCUGUUCCAACGUCUCCCUCUCCCUCCCCGUCCACAACAACAGCUGCAACCCAGUGAAGACAGCAGUUUACAUGGAGGGUUUUGUCGUCGCGGCCUCCAACCUGCCAGGCAACAUCUUCACCAUCCUCCUCAUGGACAGCAUUGGAGGAAGAACACUGCUUUGCUGCAGUCUGGUGGUGUCCGGCAUUAGCGUCUUCUUCAUCUACAUGGUUCAGUCCAAAGCCCAGAGCCUGCUGCUCUUCUGUGUUUUCGGCAGCAUCUCUGUGAUCGCCUGGAAUGCUCUGGACGUGGUGGGAACAGAGCUUUACCCGACCCAUCUGAGGUCCUCUGCUCUCGGCUUCUUCACAGGAGUGGGCCGAGUGGCAGCCAUCAUGGGAAAUGUCGUUUUUGGCAGGUUGGUGGACACUGAGUGUGCCGUUCCCAUCCUGCUGGUGUCGGCUCUGCUGCUGAUCGGAGGCCUAGCGGCUCGCCUCCUCCCUCAGACCCGGCAGACAGAGCUCACCUGACCCUUCACACGCACCACGUCUGCUCGCCAUCAUGGCUUCCCACUGGACUCCAGUGCAGGAUAGUUGUGCCUUUAAAGCGUUGGGCUGUUGCGUCUCCUGGCGCUGAGCCGGGUUCACUGGAUUAUCUCUACAAAAUGCCAAACUAAAGAGAGACAGACUUACUAAUGGACUGUGUGGGCUUUCCACUCGCCAAGAAUCCCCACUUAUUUUCAUGACCAUUAUCAAAACGCCGUGAAGUUCAUCAGGAAAGUGAGUAAA
Messenger RNA from Lampris incognitus (smalleye Pacific opah), 1900 nucleotides. It is a transcript of the gene sv2, whose product is annotated as synaptic vesicle glycoprotein 2. Gene Ontology annotation, biological process: transmembrane transport. Gene Ontology annotation, cellular component: membrane. The transcript is spliced from 13 exons. Gene Ontology annotation, molecular function: transmembrane transporter activity. The record is from RefSeq and is a predicted model, not a curated record. Bases 23 to 1642 code for a protein of 539 amino acids. Lineage: Eukaryota; Metazoa; Chordata; Actinopteri; Lampriformes; Lampridae.